Molecule: messenger RNA, 2430 nt
Organism: Phyllostomus discolor (pale spear-nosed bat)
Lineage: Eukaryota; Metazoa; Chordata; Mammalia; Chiroptera; Phyllostomidae
Gene: EPN1
Product: epsin 1
Exons: 11
Coding region: 353-2083 (576 amino acids)
Biological process (GO): endocytosis
Cellular component (GO): endosome; clathrin vesicle coat; plasma membrane
Molecular function (GO): phospholipid binding; clathrin binding
Source: RefSeq, a predicted model, not a curated record
CGGUCCGUCGCCUCUUUCGGUUGUUUCCCGUCCGCUCGGCGGCUCCCCUUCCCCGCCCGGCUCUCUGCGCCCCUCCCGGGCGCCGGGGCGGCGGGGCCGUCGUCGUGCUGCCCUCCGUGCGUCCGCGCCUGCGCCCGAGAGCGUCUCCACGUCCGCCGCCCGCGGCUCGGCGCGCGACCCGCGACUCCGAGGCCGAGCGGGGACAGGGGGCUGCCCGCCAUGACCCCCCGGAGCCCGGCGUAAGGGGGCUGAGAUGCGUUGACCUGCUAGCCCCUGCCCCGGCCUCCCUCCUUGAGUCACUCCCUCCGUCCACGCCCUGGGGGACCCAUCCCCCGCACCACCACCAGCCACCAUGUCGACCUCGUCGCUCCGGCGCCAGAUGAAGAACAUCGUCCACAACUACUCGGAGGCUGAGAUCAAGGUCCGGGAGGCCACAAGCAACGACCCCUGGGGCCCGUCCAGCUCGCUCAUGUCCGAGAUCGCCGACCUCACCUACAACGUCGUGGCCUUCUCGGAGAUCAUGAGCAUGAUCUGGAAGCGGCUCAAUGACCACGGCAAGAACUGGCGGCACGUCUACAAGGCCAUGACGCUGAUGGAGUACCUCAUCAAGACGGGCUCAGAGCGCGUGUCGCAGCAGUGCAAGGAGAACAUGUACGCCGUGCAGACGCUGAAGGACUUCCAGUACGUGGACCGAGACGGCAAGGACCAGGGCGUGAAUGUGCGUGAGAAGGCCAAGCAGCUGGUGGCCCUACUGCGGGACGAGGACCGGCUGCGGGAGGAGCGUGCCCACGCGCUCAAGACCAAGGAGAAGCUGGCGCAGACUGCUACCGCCUCUUCGGCAGCGGUGGGCUCGGGGGCCCCCCCUGAGGCUGAACAGGCGUGGCCGCAGAGCAGCGGGGAGGAGGAGCUGCAGCUCCAGCUGGCCUUGGCCAUGAGCAAGGAGGAGGCCGACCAGCCCCCGUCCUGUGGCCCUGAGGACGACGUCCAGCUCCAGCUGGCCCUUAGUUUGAGCCGCGAGGAGCAUGACAAGGAGGAGCGGAUCCGCCGCGGGGAUGACCUGAGGUUGCAGAUGGCCAUAGAGGAGAGCAAGCGGGAGACUGCUGGCCAGGAGGAGUCGUCCCUGAUGGACCUUGCUGACGUCUUCACGGCCCCUGCUCCUCCAGCAGCCUCGGACCCGUGGGGGGGGCCAGCACCUGUGGCUGCUGCCAUCCCUGCGGCUACCUCCACCUCGGACCCCUGGGGGGGACCCCCUGCGCCUCCAGCUGCUGAUCCGUGGGGUGGUCCAGCCCCGACGCCGGCCUCCGGGGACCCUUGGAGGCCUGCAGCUCCAGCAGGGCCUUCUGUGGACCCGUGGGGGGGGACCCAGGCCCCUGCGGCCGGAGAGGGGCCUACCCCUGACCCGUGGGGGAGCUCGGACGGUGGGGUCCUGGUCGGUGGACCCCCAGCCUCUGAUCCCUGGGCCCCGGCCCCAGCCUUCUCGGACCCCUGGGGGGGGUCACCUGCCAAGCCCAGCACUAAUGGCACUGCAGUGGUCGGGGGGUUUGACGUGGAGCCUGACGAGUUCUCUGACUUUGACCGACUGCGCACCGCCCUGCCGACCUCGGGGAGCAGCACAGGGGAGCUGCAGCUGCUGGCCGGGGAGGUGCCUGCCCGAAGCCCUGGGGCCUUCGACAUGAGCGGGGUCGGGGGCUCUCUGGCCGAGGCCGUGGUGAGCCCCCCGCCCGCAGCUGCCCCGACCCCCACGCCACCCACACGGAAGACACCGGAGUCAUUCCUGGGGCCCAACGCAGCCCUAGUUGACUUGGACUCGCUGGUGACCCGGCCGGGCCCCACGUUGCCGGGAGCCAAGGCCUCCAACCCCUUCCUGCCAAGCGGAGCCCCGGCCACCGGCCCCUCCGUCACCAACCCCUUCCAGCCAGCACCUCCUGCGACGCUCACCCUGAACCAGCUCCGGCUCAGCCCGGGGCCCCCAGGACCAGGGGCCCCGCCGACGUACAUCUCUCCUCUGGGUGGAGGUCCGGGCCUGCCCCCCAUGAUGCCCCCGGGACCACCAGCCCCCAACACUAACCCCUUCCUCCUAUAAGCCGGUGCGGGAGGGGGCUGGCCCGCCCAGCUCCCGCUGCCUGGGACACCAGUGUUGUGAGUGCAUGUGAAGCGGCACCCGCGCCCUCCCUCCCGGGGCCACUCACACUACACCUCUUCCCGCCUCCCCACCGCCUCACCUCCCCGAGAAACUGGACUUGGGGGUGGGGAGCGUGCCCGUCAGGGGAGGACCUCUUCCCGUGGCAUUAGAAAGGGAGGGACAGCUGCACCCCGCCCCCUCCCAUUCCCGACUGGCCCUCAAUCAGUGUUUGAGCCUCCUCCCCUCACUCCCUCGGUGAGUCCUUAGUGAUUUUGGCAACUUCGGGAAUAAAUGGCAAUUCUCAUGGG